Saccharomyces kudriavzevii IFO 1802 is the source of this 2595-nucleotide messenger RNA. RefSeq names its product Sbe2p (gene SBE2). Lineage: Eukaryota; Fungi; Ascomycota; Saccharomycetes; Saccharomycetales; Saccharomycetaceae. The transcript has a single exon. The record is from RefSeq and is a predicted model, not a curated record. The coding region runs from base 1 to 2595 and encodes 864 amino acids. Gene Ontology annotation, biological process: fungal-type cell wall organization.
AUGCCGGUACGUCGUUUCAUCAAUAUAGUACCUAGCUCCUCAAAGCUAGACUCUUUGAAUGAGGAAUGCUCAACGCCUCUGGAUCAAAAUCAACCUAAGAAAAGCUCGAUAACCAGCCUUAUGCUUUCCAAAAACAAUGAACAUGGAAGGGACAGCAGCCUUCCUCUAUCGAAACCCAGAUCGGGGAGUAGUGCAUCCAAUAGCACCGUAAGUUCAACCGGGAAGAAUAUUGGCACAAGGCGCCCCAGCACCAAUGUCGGCUUCGAAAUCGGUAGCCAAGACGUUUCUAAAAGUAUGUCAGGCUUCCACAAUACAGUGCCUGCAACGAAUUACGUUAGGCCAAAGUCAGAUGACUCUAUAGGUACGUCGAGCACAGAAAUAUUUUCUUCAUCGCAUUCGAACACAACAUCUGAUUCAUUAUGUACAUCAGACAUAAGCUCUGAAGAGGGUGAAAUGGGAAGCAACAAGUUGAGAGACAACUCCUUCGUCAAAAGCGUAAGGGAUGUUGAGAAGAGAUGCAAUAUCACGCCUUCGAAGAAGAACCAACCAGGAUCAAUACUGCACAAAACACGCACAGCCGGCAGCAUUGAUAAGACGAUUUGUUCAAUGAGCACAAUAACUACAUACGUUCCGUCUCGUCAAAAUUCAGUAACGACUCCCAAACUAUCCGGAACAGUACGAAUUCCUGAAUCGAGUAAUACAAUUAGUAGUAUGGCCGCAUCACAAGUUUCUUUCGUAAGCGAGAAUGACUCCCCUCUCAGACAUCAUUGCAAGAGUACCACAGCUUUCCAUGAACCUAAACUGAUACCGAUCACAAAAACGCCGUACGCGCAUUCCAACAGCACUUCUGCAAUAUUACCAUAUAAGACAACCCAACUUACUCCUUCUCAACGUUAUCGCUUGAGAAAAGAACAGAAUGAUCAAUCCUUGCGUAAAGCCAUAAAAAAAAAGGAAAAGUUCUAUGAUGACCAAGAUUCUAACCUGGAACUUCAAGAGGGCGAUGUUGACGGCUCCUUGAUUUGGAACAUUCCGAUGGCUUCCCUAUCAACCAGCUCUUUUUUAACACUAUCUAAAUUCAAUAAAAAUGAAAAAGUUUUGGAUUCAACACAGGAUGGCGAAGAAAUACUGGCGCAUGGUAACUAUCAUAGAGGGAAUCGACACGUACCGUCACAGCUCGGUGUAGAUAAGACAUACGAUCUGAAACACAGUCCCAAAAAACAUACACUAUAUACAAAUCACAAAUUAGGGGGAUCUUGUUUAGAUUACAAGGAGCUUCCACCUACAUGUAUUCCUGGCAUAUCACACUUUUCUGACUCACAAUACAUCCAGGAUACUAUGGAAAGUCUCUCCCAGGUCUACAUACACAGUUCCGAAAAAAAAUCCAAAAGUAUCCUUUCUGGUCGUUCUAGAUCAGUACGUUGUUUACCAUUGGAAUUUAAAGAAGCUAGCAAUCAAGGCAUGGAAGAUCUAAUGUUAGUUUCAGAAGAUAAAAUGAAGGCUGUAAGUCAUUUCCGUCCUAGUUGGUUACCGCCCAAAGAUUGCAAGGAAAGGAAACUACAAGACAAGCAGAUCUAUAAAAAUAUUGACUUAGCAUCGGUGGAGGAGUUGCAAAGAAAUAAAGAACGCGAUGACAAGGUCAAAAGAAAUGAACAAAAUAGUGUUAAAUUUCAACAAUUAUUAGACCGGGGCAUUACUCGAAACUCAUCAUUGAACGAAUUGAAGAAAAUUAUUUGGGAAACCCCCUUCACAUCAACGGUACGGCUUCAAAUGUACAGCCAACUCUUACAAAGUGAGAAUUGUUUAAUAACAGAAUGCUUUAUAGAAACAUUUGAGGAAAUGAUACAGUUACUAAAUAAAAUGGAUUUUCCCAAGGAUAAAGAGUUUGAAAUAAAACAACUAAUCGAGCAUGACAUUCAAGAGAAGGUAUUCUACAAAAACGGAACGAACAAGCGAACAAUAUCUGAUUUGAUGCUGUUACUACAACUGAAAUCCAUAUCUCAACAAGGUUUAGUUACCGGUGAUGAGAUGUUAUUCUAUCAUUUUUUGACUGAAGAAUCGUUUAGAACUCUGAAAGAAGUUUGGGAAAUGGUCAACCUGAUUCAGAUGACGUGCUUCAGUGAAGUUUGCAAGGAGAAAUAUGAUUCAAGAAUUUUAAACCCUAGAGGUAUCGUGGCCCACUUUUUAAGGAAGGAUGAGUUCAAAGACGAAUUUAAUGGUGACUGCUUGAAUAGCAACACAUGGUGGAACAUAUUACAAAGAAUGGACCACAAACUUUUCAUGCGGAUAAUGGACGUAAUUGUUGUUCAUAAUGGUCAAAACUUUGCGAGCCAUCCCGUAAAAAUUGAAACAUUCGAAAACAAGGCAUUGGAAUACUAUAGAUCUAAAAAAAUAGCCGUAAACUAUAAGAUUUUAGUUUCAUUAACGGUCAAUGUACUAAUAAACUAUCAUUUUGGUUACGAUAAUCUGAAGAAUUUACCGGAUUUGAAUGACAAGCACUUUUGUAUUCCACUUUAUACCGAGAAUAGCAUUGAAGAGGAAAGCCUCAAUGACGCUUUUACAAAGUGGUGGUCACAUUACUACCGGAAAUUACGUUAG